This is a messenger RNA of Papaver somniferum (opium poppy), 615 nucleotides long. RefSeq lists its product as uncharacterized. Lineage: Eukaryota; Viridiplantae; Streptophyta; Magnoliopsida; Ranunculales; Papaveraceae. The record is from RefSeq and is a predicted model, not a curated record. Bases 1 to 615 code for a protein of 204 amino acids. The transcript has a single exon.
AUGGAAGAUCACAAUGAUCCUUUGGUCCUCACAUUUCCAGUAGCAGGAUGCAAUAUCAAGAAGAUAAUCAUCGAUAGUGAGAGCUCGGUUAAUGUUCUGUUCUAUGAUACGUUCAAACGUAUGGAUCUUAAUGACGAACAACUAAUGUCAUCGUAUUAUACCAUCUACGGAUUCAACGGAGCAUCAACGAAACCCUUGGGGGAUAUUGUUUUGCAAGUAGACGCGGGACCAAUGAAAGUUGAUACUCGAUUCAGCGUGGUGGAUGCUCCUUCCCCUUAUAAUGCCAUCAUUGGCCGAAGGUGGGUGCAUAAACUCAAAGGAGUAGCAGCAACUUAUCAUCAAUAUCUCAGGUUUCCUAUGCCCGAAGGGGUAAUGGAAAUAAAAGGAGAUCAGGCCACAGCUCGAGAAUGCCAAGCUAUACAGAAUCAACUCAACAACGAACAAGACGAACUGCGGAAAUCCCGAAGAAGCCGAAACAAAGAGGCUGCCAAGGAGAAAGCCAUUGACCUCUAUCUCGAAGAGAUCUCAGGAAAAAGUCUGACAAAGGAGGGAAAUGUUCUAAAUGUUGAAGCUAGUACCUCAGCGGCAAAGGGGGCUGAAGAGCCUACCAAAUAG